Orbilia oligospora ATCC 24927 is the source of this 2007-nucleotide messenger RNA. RefSeq lists its product as uncharacterized. NCBI's taxonomy places the organism in Eukaryota, Fungi, Ascomycota, Orbiliomycetes, Orbiliales, Orbiliaceae. The transcript has a single exon. The coding region runs from base 1 to 2007 and encodes 668 amino acids. The record is from RefSeq and is a predicted model, not a curated record.
AUGGUUAGUUCAGCAUUACCAGUUGUUCCAAUGGUUCAGUCUCAGGAAAAUAUUGAAGCCUCAUCGUCCAAGAAGGCGCCGGAUGAUUCAAAAAAACCGCCAAAGGAUAAACUAACGGUGGACCCAGCAUCCAGCAACAACUUACCUGCGGCCUCGGGUCGCAGGGCAUAUACGGCUCCGGAACAAGAAACAGCCAUAUACUUUGCUCAAAUAGCCCAACAGGCCAAAGUUACUGUUAAGCAACUUGGCUCCCAGCCACCUAUUGGUGCGGAAAGACUUGCUAGCGGUAGUAAGCCAGUUGAGAAGAACCUUAGAUUUGUUGAAGAGGAGACGGAUGCAUUACCACUACAUGCCAGUGUUUUUAGACCAUUCGAUCCAAAAGACCACCCUUCUCGCGUCAACGACUUUUCUACACUUGAAAAAAGGCUGCUACGGCUGGGACUUACUUGCACCUUUUCCCCCCAAUCGUUUAAUCGUCCGUUGGGCAACCCGGAAUGGUCGUUGAAAUCGAUCCUUCAAUCUCGCUACAGAGCAGAUACGGACCCUAGGGUUGUUGAGUACGAAGCCCAAUUCGUCUGGGCAAAUGGAAGAGAGGCUCCUAGGCAAUGGCUUACCUUCGAAGAACUGAAUUGGUCCUGGGGUAUCCGCGUCAUGCGGUGCUUUCACCAAAGAAACAUGUUCCGACCCAUGGACGUAAGGAUGCAAGACCAGAGUGUUCUCGCUACCGAGGCAAGAGUCGAAAGAUCGGAGUGGUUCAACGGCAAAGAUAUCUAUAAAGAAGAGUACCUUUCAAAAAUGAUCUACCUCCAAACGAAAUACGAGCAGGUCGAACUUUACAAAAACAGUACUGCUGUUAAUGAGAGCAUGAAUCGAGGUCGGAAUACCAUGAAAUCGCCUCCUCCGCUCUAUCUCUCGCCAUCAACACACGGAAAGGGUAAAGGAGCUUCUGAGAAGCCCAAGGGGCACACACUCACCCGCUCUCCACCCAGAGGAGACCCAUCGGAUACUGAAAUGACCGAUGUUACAAGCGUUAGUGACCAUAGCUACUAUUCGGAAGGAAAGGAUCCUGAAAUGCUAGCUAUCUAUGAAAAAGCCCAGCAGGACUUUAGAGCCGGAGGAGGCCCAGGACUCCGCCGCCACCUUUCAGUUGGUCCGGCGGAGAGGAGUACUACAGCCUUUCAUGCUGACCAAAAAACCGAGGAACAAGAAGCGUUGGAGAAAGCUGCUUGGCGUGAAAAGAUGAGAUUGGCUGCUGAACGCAUCAAAAAUGCAAGACUACUCUCCGGCCCAUCAAAUAUGAAAUAUAAAAAUGAUGAUACCAACAACAAAAACCAAGCUGAGUGGAAGCCUCCAACGACACUUCAUAAUCUACGGCCCCCUCACAACAAGCCGUCUGAAAAGUGGCAAUCGCCAAACUUUUACCACCGCUAUGGCGAUUGGUUACCACCAGUUGUUCUUCCAUCUUAUGAUAACUUAAACGCAAUACCAUCUGUUUCCUCACCGCCUCCGAAGCUCGCGACUUUGAACCAGCUCCUCACCGAUAUUAAAGUUACACCCCCAAUCCGAUACGAGAGGCCACUUGCGAAGAAGAAAGGCUCGAAAUCUAGUAGAAAUGUCGGUGGGAAAGAGCGAAACCUAGGAAUGUCUGUCGAAGGGACGGAAGAGGAAAUGAGUGAUAGCGUUAUGGCUGGCUUUGACGAAGAAUUCGAUGCGGAUACAGAAGAUGCUGGUGAUGCACUUGACCCUUUGGCGAGUAAGAGAAGCAGAGAGUCUGCGGGUAGCCAUAGAGGAGACUUGAAACGAACCAGGUUUUUUGAUCAGGGCGAAAAGAUGGAAGGUGUUGAAGAAGGGGAAAAAUACGGUCAUGGAGAGGAGGAGCAGGACGACGGACCUGAAGAGACAAAGGUAAGUAAGGGUGACAGGGCGGGAGAUGACGAGAAGAGUGUCGGUAAAGAUAAUAUGGAUGGAUCUGAGGGGAAGGGGUCUGCCGGAUCUACGAACCCCUAG